UACACAAAAUUUGCUAGAAAACUUAUUCUAUUUAUUUUUGAAUUUGUAUCAGUAAAGCUUUCGCUAUGCAUUCGGGAAUUUUGUUAUUUUUAACGGCAGUCAUAGCGUAUGUGACGGCACAGAACGUUCCAGCGGGAUUUAUUCCAUUGCCUCCUCUACCGGUACAGACAGCCAAACCUAAAGUGACACCAAAGCCAACUCAAGCUCCAAUUACGAAGAAGCCGAUAGCGACAAAGGCGCCAUUUAAACCGACGACAAUGAAGCCUACACUGGCGCCAACGACACAACAGGCUUCUUCGGCUCAUCAGGCAACAAGUCGGCAAGCAUCCAUAGCAACUCCAAAGCCCAAACCGUCUUGUGGUCUCAACAUAAAUCUUCCGAAUACCAACUGCAAGGGAGGUAAUAGCGCCGUGCAACAAACACUGCACACUUUGAAACAAGAACUAGACCGGACCCGACAGCAACAUCAGACUCAAAAUGCCGCUGUGCAGGCAAUGAUCACAAAACUCCAGACCCAACAAUUCGGCUACGUCAACAAAAUAUCCGACCUUCAGAACGAAGUUAGGAACUUAGUGACCGCUUUCAAUUCUAAAUGUGGCUCAAAACCGAUUUCCACUCUCGCUCCACCCACUGCAGCACCUCCGGCAACUGGAGGCUCAAGCCCGUUGCUCCAACAAGCCGUGCAGAACGUGAGGCAGGAUUUGAACCAGGCAGUCAGUGACUUCAACAACAAAGUGUUCAACCUGAGCUCUCUAAUGAUAAGUGACCAACAGCAGGAAAUGAAGGUUCAUCAGGGUAUAGAAUCUCAGAUUCAGCAACAAGCUGGUGAGAUCGGACGUUUAUCUCAGCAAGUUAGAGAUCUCAACAUGCUCCUGCAGCAAAUAAAUACAACUGCUGGCAGCGGAGGUACUGGGGCCACUAGCGCAGAUGUCGCUAAAUUACAAGCUAAAAUCAAUCAGGUAGCAAACGACAUCGCGCUGUAUGACCAAAAACAACAAGGCCGGUUCAGCAGCUUAAACUUGAAAACAAGUUCUCUACAGGCGGAAGUCGGAAAUCAUACUAAUCAAAUACGCGGCCUGCAGACCAACUUGAUUCUUGAUCAGUCCCGUGUAAAUAAAGUAGACAAAGAUAUAACAAUUGUCCACGACGCGUUAGCACAGUUCAGAAAAACAACACUUCCUAAAAUGAACCAGAUCGAAGCUGAUGUGCAGUCAUUGACCAGUAAUAUGACUUCCGUUCAGACAAGUGUUAAAAACGUAGGAGGUACCGUGUUCAAGUUGAUAGCACAGAUUGGUCAAGACGGUGCUAAACUCACAAGCCUAGAGGGACAGACCACACAGUUGAAGAAAGAUGUGUCCAAAAUGCAGAGCGACCUCAGCCAACAAGAUACUGAAAUAAAAGCAAUUCAAAGCGGGAUAACUUCGCUGAAAAAUGCCAUACCAAUGAGUGACCUGAACAAAAUGAACAAUAACAUCCUCCAAGUAUUGGCCACGUUGACCAGCGGCAAAAGUCCAACCCAGCAGCAGUUAAAGGACCUUACACAGGCUAUUACAACUAUAACUAAUAAAUUAAAACAACUAAAACCGAGCACACCGAGUGGAUAGACGUGAAGCUUUCUGAAAAAUAAGCAAAACUUUUUUAUGUUUGGCUGGCAAAUGGCUUGAUUUUAAUCAGACUAUAUAGGACUUUAUUUAAGCUGCCGCCGGUUAAAGUUUGUUAAAGUGUGAUGAUGAUACAUUUUCUAAUACUAAAACUAUUUAAAGUUACCUUCCGGCGAAGGUUAUAAUGCAUAUAAGAGAGAUUUUGUUUGAAAAAAUGAAAAUAGGUUGUGAUGUACGUGUAUUGAUGGAGGACUUUUCAUUGGUGUUUGGAGAACAGUUUAAAUUAGUUUCCUCAGGAAGCGGGAACAAGCUUAGAAUUGUUGCCAGAGGCUGAUAGGCCGUGAACAACAGUUCUAAAUGUCAACCCAUUGCCGGAGAAAAUAGUUUUCACUGUCAUCCUUAACACCCCUAAAACAGCUGAUUUAUUACGUAAAUCAUUUAUCUAAUUGUGAUUUUCCAAAAGGACAACAUUUGUGUUAGUAAAUAGUUCUCCAAAGCGCUUUACGCGAUCGCUUUCUAUCAUAAGCUCGAUCAGAGACACCCGGUGGAAGAUUUUAAUGUAUCUAAGAUGCACAUGAAACCAUUAACUAUAGAAAAACAGUCUGACAAUGCUUUCGAGAAACCAUUUGUAUUAAGCAAUGGCUAAUGAUAUAUUUUGUUUGGAUAUAUACAUAUAAUAACUUCGUUAGUAAGAGCUUAACCUUUGCCGGAAAGGUUUAUUUAUAUCUGUCAGUGUAUGUAUGAAUGUACACAUAAAUCAAUUUAAUCUUUUCUUGUUUCCCUGAAAACUAAGCUUCUAGAAGA
Mercenaria mercenaria is the source of this 2405-nucleotide messenger RNA. Its product is annotated as early endosome antigen 1-like. The record is from RefSeq and is a predicted model, not a curated record. The transcript has 5 exons. The coding region runs from base 66 to 1604 and encodes 512 amino acids. NCBI's taxonomy places the organism in Eukaryota, Metazoa, Mollusca, Bivalvia, Venerida, Veneridae.